AGGUAACCUCUUCCCGCCGUUAAUCUCACGCGAAAAUGCCGUUGAUCGCAUUGCGUAUGUCAAAAUUGCCGGUGCCUCCAAAAUGUCCGAGACGCUCCGAAUUGAUUUCCUCGCCGUUGAGUGUCGGGAUAGGUUACAUACAACUUGGGUGGUUAAACGAGAUAAGAUUACAUCAUGUCGAAAAAGAUUAUUUGCCUGUUUGAUGUCGAUGGUACACUUACCGAACCACGCCAGCCAAUCAGUCCUAACAUUGAAAAGUUUCUCCUAGAGACUGUAAAAAAAGAAUUUGACAUCGCGGUAGUUGGAGGUUCUGAUUUAAAUAAGCUUCAAGAACAGCUAGGCGGUAAAAACUUCUUUGAAAAGUAUCACUAUGUCUUCGCGGAAAAUGGCCUUAUCGCUUUCAAAAAUAGCAAAGCUUUGCCCUCACAAUCGAUCCAGAAUAUGCUUGGAGAGGAUAGUCUGCAAGAUUUUAUAAAUUUCGCAUUACGAUACAUAUCUGAGCUGAAGCUACCAUUUAAGCGUGGAACAUUUGUAGAAUUCCGCACGGGCAUGUUGAAUAUUGCGCCAGUGGGACGAAAUUGCACCAAGAAAGAACGGGAACAAUUUAAUGAAUACGACAAUGAACAUCAUAUUCGUGAGAAAUUCAUACAAGCUCUUAAAAAAGAAUUUCCUGAUCUGGCUCUGACUUAUAGUAUCGGAGGACAAAUCUCUUUCGAUGUUUUCCCUAUCGGUUGGGAUAAAACGUAUUGCUUGCGCCAUAUUCAGGGAUAUGACGAGAUACACUUCUUCGGCGACAAAACGAUCGAGGGUGGUAAUGAUUACGAGAUUUAUGAGAGCGAUCUGACUGUAGGACACCGCGUUACUUGUCCCAAGGACACUAUCAACCAAUUAAACAUCCUAAUGACACGCGUAAAAGAGAACAGGGAGAAGGAACAGCUCAAUGUUUCAAUGCAAUGCAUCUAAGAGCUAAGGGUCUUAAGAACAGAAUAUUUUUCUAGGUCGAAAUAAAUUGGCCUUUUUAGCUUUAUAUAUACGUAUAAUUAUUGUACAAUAUGAAAUUUUCUUUUACUUUUUUUAUCGAUUGUUAGAUUCCUGAUAAAAAAAAUAUAGUACUUAACUCUCACAGUUUCAAAUAGAAUUUCUCAAUAUUAAAGUUCUAGGCACAAUUGUUUUCACGCACAUUUAGAAAUAUAUUUUUAUAUAUCUUUAAUUCUUUUUUUAUCACCUUUACUUGAUACACAGAAGUCAGGCAUUAAAUAAAAUAAGUUAUUGACAUAAUCAAUAGUAAUUUAUUUUUUGUUUAGAAACAAAUUCUAUUUUCGUAAGUCUUGUGCACAGACGAUCACGCAUAUAUCAUUGCAUUUAUGUAUCUAUAUGUACAUAUACAUAAAAUUACGUUAAACAAUAACAAUGUUAACAUAAGAAAAAAA
Messenger RNA from Monomorium pharaonis (pharaoh ant), 1430 nucleotides. RefSeq names its product phosphomannomutase (gene Pmm2). Gene Ontology annotation, molecular function: phosphomannomutase activity. The transcript is spliced from 5 exons. Lineage: Eukaryota; Metazoa; Arthropoda; Insecta; Hymenoptera; Formicidae. Gene Ontology annotation, biological process: GDP-mannose biosynthetic process; protein N-linked glycosylation; mannose metabolic process. Bases 175 to 963 code for a protein of 262 amino acids. Gene Ontology annotation, cellular component: cytosol. The record is from RefSeq and is a predicted model, not a curated record.